This is a messenger RNA of Pseudomassariella vexata, 2332 nucleotides long. RefSeq lists its product as uncharacterized. The coding region runs from base 436 to 2106 and encodes 556 amino acids. Lineage: Eukaryota; Fungi; Ascomycota; Sordariomycetes; Amphisphaeriales; Pseudomassariaceae. The record is from RefSeq and is a predicted model, not a curated record. The transcript is spliced from 2 exons.
CGCGACUCGUCACCGACCCAAGUGGGCGAGGCUCAAAUCGGGACUUAUCUACCAGCGAAGUGACCAACUACACCAGCCGACUGAAGUAAAUAAUAUGCAGGCAGAAAUGAUCAAAAUUGUUCAACUGCAGUGGAUCCCAAUGACGUCCAUAAUUGUUAUCGAUAGCGCAGUUUGACUGAGUGAUUUACAGAAUAGUCUGUCCGGGAGCUUCGGACCAGCAACGUUAGCCCCGAGGUAAACAUUCUGCUGGGUCUACCGGUGGACAAGCCCCGAAGCCGCACAUUCAACGCAACUAUCGAGAAGAUCUUCGUGAGAAGUCUGCCUCGUUGAGAGAAGAGUGAUCCGAUGUUGUAAAAUUACCUCAAGUUCGAUACAAUUGCCGCCGCUCCUCACUGCGCCCCGUCGCCCGUCAACCCCGGAACGCCGGACUUCACGAUGCCCAUCUUCGACGCCCGCGACAUGAUCGCAUUCCCCAAUGGGGAUAAUACUACGGACACUGUCAUUGGAGGAAUUCACUUCAACACGACGGUGUUGGAUUUCUUCAAUUUCACUCUCUACGACAAUGGCACCUUGUCCAACGAUUCGCGAUGCAUUCUCACGUUCGAACCCUACACUCCGCACCUGCUCUUCCCGAACGGCUCCUUCGUCAAUAACACGUCGUGCUACUCCGCAAUAAAUCCGAUCGGAUCACGCGGAAUAGUUGGAAUAAUUGUCGCCUGCUUGUUUGGGUUAUCCCUGAUUACAGUACUUGUCAAUUUGACCAAACACGGACGGCGGCACCUGCCAGCAGAAAAGCGUUUCUACCCCAUUGGUAGACGAUGGCAGUGGUAUUGGGCUAUCUUCGUAUGCGCUGCCGCUAUCAUUGGGCUCUUCACCGGCAUUGACGUCGACCGAUUCUAUCUUCCGGAGCUUCCGCUCGUAUUGAACGUCUUCUUCUGGUUCUUGAUGCAAAUGGGGACAAUGGCGCUGGUGUGGGAGGCUGUCCGGCAUUGGGGGAGUUGGAUGGAGAGGCAAUACAUCGAUCCCAACCCCUUUGUGUUGCAACAGACCGAUAAGAGGGGCAUGUUCGAGUUUUGGCUGCCUCUUUUUUUCUAUUUGUGGCUCUGGCUGAACUUCUUCCUGAUUGUACCUCGCAAUUGGGGCAAUAUCGAAUUGCAACGCUCGCCGGAGCAGACAUUGGAGUUCGCCAUCCCCACGGCCACUGACAACCGCUUCAAAGCAGCCGCCUUCUGUCUGUUGAUAUGUUGGCUGACGACUGCCGUGUCCCUGUGGCACUCGAUCCGCCAUUACGAGGCUAGGAAUCGUGGCUUCUUCAACAGAAUGGUCGGUGGCUUGGGCUAUAUGCCAUUCCGGUUUGCACUCAUUAUGCCGCUUGGGUUGUCAGUCGUGGCAUAUCAGGCUCUCUCGGCCUGGAAGUUCGACUACUCACCGCUGAAGGUCGGCACAAACCUCGUGGCCAUGUACAUUGGUGGGUACCUGCCGUCGUUCUUGAUCAUCGUCAUCCAGGUCGUCUCGGGCUUCUUGCGACAGAACGAGGAUCUUAACCUGAUCCGACAGCGCAGGAUGCGCGGGCAGGAACUCGACCAAGAGCUGGGCAUCGCCAAGAAGCCGGCGUGGUGGAGGCGUGCCAACGGAGAUGUGUCAACGGGCAAUAUGAGAGACGUAAUUAUGCGGAACGUACGAGAAGUCGGCGGGGGUCGUGCGACACACGCCAAUAUUGAGGCAGCCGCUGAGACCAGGGCAAGAGAAGCAAAUGACGCUGCAAACGCCACGAAUGCCAACGGGGGCAUUGAAAUGAGCGAGCUGGGAAGGACGAACAGCGCCGCGAGCAGCGUACGCACAACCGGCUCGCGGCCUCCAGCUUACACCCGUUACGGCGGAAAGUCAGAGGCUCGGCGGACGGAGCACGCGGUGCAAACGGUUGCUGGGCUCUUGUUCCCCAAUGCCACACCGCCGAACCAGCCGGCGACCCAGCCGGCGACACAGCGUGGCCGAGAUACGGCAAUGAGCGAGGACCGACCCACCAAUGACAGGAGUCAAAGUACGGCUAGUGGCACAUCCAUGACAGCCCCGCCGAUGCAGAUCAGGUCCAUGCUGGAUGUCUGAGGCGGUUAUAGGGGAUUGACCACGCGAUGAUGGGUUACAAGGCGUUUUUUUUAAGAAUGUUUCUCACUGGAUCGCGCGAACAUUAUCGGACGCACCCUGGAACAGGGUACCAUCGAGUAUAGCAAUUGUAUAUAUGUUUAAUGUUUGUAAUGUUAAAAGUUAUCCUUCCAUAAUGUCCAUAGUACCGCGAUUAUACUUGACUGCAUAUCAUGAAAUUAAACUUCAC